AUGAAGAACCAUACAAAACAGAUAGAGUUUAUUCUACUGGGACUGACAGACAAUUCUCAGCUACAGAUUGUAAUUUUCUUAUGUUUGCUUCUCAAUUACAUGUUAAGCAUGAUAGGGAACUUGACCAUUAUUGCCCUAACGCUACUGGAUUCCCAUCUCAAAACACCAAUGUAUUUCUUCCUCAGUAAUUUCUCUUUCCUGGAAAUCUCAUUCACAACUGUUUGCAUCCCCAGGUUUCUUUUCAGCAUUGUAACCAAGGACAAAACCAUUUCUUACCGUGGUUGUCUAUCUCAGCUGUUUUUUUAUAUAUUUUUGGGAGUCAUAGAAUUUUUCCUUCUGACUACUAUGUCCUAUGACCGCUACGUUGCCAUCUGCAAACCCUUGCACUACACAUCCAUCAUGAACAGCAGAGUUUGCCACAAACUUGUCCUCAGCUCUUGGGUGGCUGCAUUCCUGCUCAUUUUCCCCCCACUGAUUUGGUGUCUUCACCUGGAUUUCUGUGCAUCCAAUGUCAUGGACCAUUUCAUAUGUGACAUUUCUCCUGUCCUACAACUUUCUUGCUCAGAUACACAUUUAUUAGAAUUGCUUUCUUUUUUAUUAGCUCUGAUGAUAGUGAUCAUCACAUUGAUAUUAGUAGUCAUUUCUUACUCCUACAUCAUCAAGACAAUUCUACAGUUCCCUUCAGCUCAGCAAAAGAAAAAAGCCUUUUCCACCUGCGCUUCUCACAUGAUUGUUGUCUCCAUCACUUAUGGCAGUUGUAUAUUCAUGUACAUAAAGCCCUCAGCCAAAGAAAGAGUUGACGUAAGUAAAGGAGUAGCCGUGCUCAACACUUCAGUCGCCCCGUUGUUGAACCCAUUCAUUUACACUCUGAGGAACCAGCAAGUGAAACAAGCAUUCAAGGCUGUAUUUAAAAGGAUAUUUUCUUCUUCAUACAAAUAA
Messenger RNA from Echinops telfairi (small Madagascar hedgehog), 939 nucleotides. RefSeq names its product olfactory receptor 6C70-like. Gene Ontology annotation, biological process: G protein-coupled receptor signaling pathway. The transcript has a single exon. Lineage: Eukaryota; Metazoa; Chordata; Mammalia; Afrosoricida; Tenrecidae. Gene Ontology annotation, cellular component: membrane. The record is from RefSeq and is a predicted model, not a curated record. Gene Ontology annotation, molecular function: olfactory receptor activity; G protein-coupled receptor activity. The coding region runs from base 1 to 939 and encodes 312 amino acids.